Molecule: messenger RNA, 1734 nt
Organism: Electrophorus electricus (electric eel)
Lineage: Eukaryota; Metazoa; Chordata; Actinopteri; Gymnotiformes; Gymnotidae
Biological process (GO): response to bacterium
Source: RefSeq, a predicted model, not a curated record
UGGACUAAAAGGAUCUCAUAACUUCUUUUUCAACACUCUGCUCCAGAGAAAGAUCAUGUGUCUUAUGAAGAUUAUCAAAUUCUGGAUUCUCAUUGUCACCUUUUGCAAAACCUAUCGUGGCCACACUGUGGGCCUUCAUCAGAAACCAGCUCUUGUCUCUGCUGUGCUUGGUGAAGCCGUUACGCUUAACUGCACUUUUGAAAAGCACAUGAGUGGAGAGCGAAUGCUCUGGUAUAAGCAAAAAUCUGGACGGACAUUUCAAGCGGUUGGAUUAAAAUUCUCACACACACAUACCAUAAUUCUUCCUGAGUUCAACAAAUCAGGAAUCAAAGUGGAAACAACUGAGACCAGCAUUUUACUCCAUAUUCCAAAUGUUUCUAAAGAAGAUGAAGGCAUGUACUUCUGUGGAAUUUAUCUAGUGGAUAUAAUGAAGUUUUCCACUGGGACCUUCUUGGUUGUGAGAGGCAAUCCAGGACUAACCAUAUCAGUGGUCCAAAGUCCAGUGUUGGGGAGGGUUUCCCCAGGAGAGUCAGUGUCUCUGCAGUGCACCGUCCUCUCUCAGAGGAGAACAGCAGAACUCCAAGUGCUCUGGUUCAGAGCUGCUGCAGGAGACACCCAUCCUGAAAUAAUUUACAUUCAUCACAACAGCAGCUAUCAGUGUGAGAUCAGCUCUUCUCCACACAGCUGUGUGUACAACCUCUCCAAGAGUCUCCUCAGCCUCUCUGAUACUGGCACUUACUACUGCGCUGUGGCCACCUGUGGCAAGAUCCUUUUUGGAAAUGGGACUACAAUAGAUUUGCCCAAGACUGUGAGUCCUGCAAUGAUCUGGCUGGGAGCAGCUUUGGGAGCUUGUGUAAUUGUGAUCUUUGCUCAAGCCAUUUUAAUUUGUAAAUGGAGGAGCUCUCGACCCAGCAGUGAGAAACAAGGAACUGCUACAGUGAGAAAAAUCAGUCAGGACCAUGAUAGUGUGGAGCUGAGUUAUGCUGCCCUGCGUUUUAACAAGAGGAAAACCGGAAGAAAUCACAGGGAGAAGGAAUGGCCUCAAGAGAGCAUGUACUCUGAAAUCAGAUGUCCCACUGUUACUGACCAAAGCUUGUUUGAUUAAAUCUCUUUGCCCUGCUGAUGAGCAUAAUUUACAAAUUUAGCAAGUACUGCCUUUACACAGCACCAGUUCUGCUUCACAGUGUGUAAAAUGUUUUAAUUUCUAUUUGGGAAAAUAUUGACUAGAAAUGUUUAAGUCUCAUGUAAUGUCCCCAUCCAUGUCUAUAAUUUGAUAAUUUGGUUAUUCAACAUGCAGACAUUGACAUGCAUAUGCAUUCCUUUAGUUUAUCAGCACAGGCUUUGCAAUCACAGUGUUCAGCACAAACUGACCGAGAGUCGGUGCUGGAUCCUUAAAUGUGAAGCUCUAUUUUAUGGUGGUGAGAUGAUGGUGAAGUGGUGACGUGACUGCUUACAGAUACCCAAGCUUUCAUUGAGACUGCCUAAGCUAACGAUGUGCUCUUAUUUGUGCUUCUGAUCAUUUUGUACACUAUACUGAAAAAUGAAUGUACAGAUAUAAGGGGUGAAUGACUGGUCCUAAGAAAUAUAGAUGUACUGUAGAGAGUCAAGAUUUGUUAUGAGUGGUUUCACAGUGAACCUCUCAUGUAGUAUCCUCUGAAGGAAUCUCAGGGUCCAGAAAUCUCUGUUAAUUUCUUUUCUGCUUGUAUGUUUUGUAGAUAUUUAUGAUAAUCUCAU